UCUUAUAAUGUGUGCAUUACACUUAAGAAAACAUUAUAACGAUAUAUCAAAUGAAAUAUAUGUUCACACCAGUUUCCCCCCGUACAUUACAUGUGACGAUUAGGUCUACAUCAGAAAGGUGGACUGGAUUCAAUGCAAUUUGUUUGUAUUCUAUUGAAAGGAGAGGUUUCAAUAACAAGAUGAUCCUAAUAACAAUAACAACAUUAAUUUUGCUCUACUGGACUAGUUCUACAACAGCUUUACCGGUACAGCUUGAUGACUUCCAUGUCUCCGUGAAGGUCCUGUCUGAAUCUCCAGAGGAAGGACGUCAGCGGAGAGAUGUUUCAGGCAACACGAUGCCAGAGAAGCUGACACUUAGCUUGCCACUGAGUGGCGGGUACGAUGCAGUGCUGCUGGAGCUGGACAGGGCAGACCUGCUUCAGGUGGCAACAAGCAAUGGUAGCAGCAGCAGAAACUACAAUCACGAUUUUAGAGACGCUGGAGUGUAUACUGACAAGAGUCGAGGUUCUGUUCUGAUUGUGCGACGUCACGGUGAUAGCUACACUCUGGAAGGAUCCAUUACGUAUGCAGACACGGAGUGGGACAUUCGUCCAGUGACAGAAGGAGCAGGUGGCGCUGAAGACAAGACUCACAAAGUUUUCAAGCAGGUUGCCAAAGAGAACCUCUUCUUUGAUGGAGACGUGGUGAUAUCGUCCCAAGCCUCUUCAAGCAAGAGUUACCCAACCACGGGACAUGAGAGUACAGCACGAGAUGGGGCCCACCCCAGAGGAAGGCGUGCUUUGGUUCAUCAUGUCGUGGAACUUAGCUUUGUUGUUGACUUUGCUGAGUAUAAUAACUGGAGGAUGCAAUAUCAUGACGAUGCCAUGAAACAAAUUAUACUGUGGUUUACAUACAUAGCAGAAGCGGUUAACUUCAGAUAUCAAAGAAUUAAGGAUCCAACAUUUUCAGUUAGCACAAGGGUUGUCCAUUUCAGAGUAUUGACAGUUUAUAGUGAAGUAGAGUUUCUCAAGGAUCUGGUCACUGAUGGCUCCCUUGAUGCUGAAGGAGGACUGAGCAGAGUAACUGAGUGGAACAAAAAUAUAUGGAACAAUGCAAGUUAUGAUAUACUUGUAUUCUUUACUGGGUAUCACUUACAGAAUAAGGUAGGUAUCACCUACUUAGCCAAGGCAUGUAGCUAUCGGGGUGUCUCAUUAGUGCGGAGCGAGCAUGCUGGAUUUACAAGUGGAACAGUAGCCCAUGAAAUUGGUCACAGUCUGUCGUCUGCCCACGAUGGUAGUACUAAAGAUUGCUCGGACCUUGACCAGUAUAUCAUGGCAACGACGUACGCUUUUACAGCUUCUAAGCCCAGUCAAGGGAGUUAUUGGAUGUUCUCAAAUUGUUCAAUUGCUGCUAUAAAAGACUUCCUUGGCAAACAAACUUGCACACUGCCCGAUUUUACCAGAGGCCUUGAUGUCCUUCCAGCAAUAGAUGUCUGGAACAGAAGAGCAGGUCAGGUGUGGACUCCAGAAAAACAGUGCGAACUUUUCUAUGGCCAUGGCACUCGUUACUGUAAGGAACUACAAUAUAAUGACGCAAGUGUGUGUUACAGGCUAAGGUGCUACAACCCAGCAGAAAACUGGUGUACACAUAUGCUUCCUCUGGAGUACACAAGUUGUGGAACCAACCAAUGGUGUGUUGGAGGUAUUUGUGUUCCUAUGAACCGCUCAACAACCCCAGUCACUACAAAUAGUCCAGCCACUACAAGAAGUCCAGCCACUACUAAUAGUCCAGCCACUACAAAUAGUCCAGCCACUCAAGAAGUUCUUUCAACUAAAGCAAAAGAGACAUCAACUUCAACAGACUCUGCCGUCAAACCCAAAACGUCUACCACUACAGCAGCUUCUACCAAUAAACCAAAAUCGAAUAUCUCUACAGUAGCUUCAACCAAUAAACCAAAAUCGAAUAUCUCUACAGUAGCUUCAACCAAUAAACCAAAAUCGAAUAUCUCUACAGUAGCUUCAACCAAUAAACCAAAAUCGAAUAUCUCUACAGUAGCUUCAACCAAUAAACCAAAAUCGAAUAUCUCUACAGUAGCUUCAACCAAUAAACCAAAAUCGAAUAUCUCUACAGUAGCUUCAACCAAUAAACCAAAAUCGAAUAUCUCUACAGUAGCUUCAACCAAUAAACCAAAAUCGAAUAUCUCUACAGUAGCUUCAACCAAUAAACCAAAAACAAUUAUCACUACAGCAGCUUCAACCACUAAACCAAAUGCGAAUAUCACUACAAAAGCUUCUGCCACUAAAUCAAAAACUCAUAUCACUGCAGCAUCAGGUCCAACGACUGCCAAGGUCUCCGUAAUGAAUGCUAAGCCUGUUUCUAUCUCAGCAACAACCAAAACCUCAACUACAACCAGGCUAACAGCUGGCACCACUACACCAGCUCAUAUAAUGGCAGCUUGUUCCGUAUAUCUGCCUGGAGGGAGUGAUUGGAAUCAAUGUAUUAGAUCUUACCAACAAAACGAGAAUUCGUAAGAAGAUGACAGAUUCAGGAUGUACAAAGUAUUUAUUAGACAGACACCUUGACGACCCAUAGAUAGAUACUUUGAACAGCUUAGUGAUCCUUUAUACUGGUUCUCUUUAGCAUAACAAAAUCAAGUCUAACUGAACAAAUAACCCAGACUAAAACUAGAGGAACCUUGUCUGUUUUUGUGACAAACAUUGUACACGUCUACUCUAGCUGUGUUUCAUUUCAUCUACAGAUUUGCUUAUAAUUAUAUUCCUUUGAAUUUGUUAGCAACUAGCCUACAUUAUCAUUUUUAUAAUUACAAAAUUUAAAAGUAAAUUAAAUAAAGUAUGUGUUUUGUGUUAUGCA
Biomphalaria glabrata is the source of this 2850-nucleotide messenger RNA. RefSeq lists its product as uncharacterized. Gene Ontology annotation, biological process: proteolysis. The record is from RefSeq and is a predicted model, not a curated record. The transcript has 14 exons. Lineage: Eukaryota; Metazoa; Mollusca; Gastropoda; Planorbidae. Gene Ontology annotation, molecular function: metalloendopeptidase activity. The coding region runs from base 51 to 2510 and encodes 819 amino acids.